Malaclemys terrapin pileata is the source of this 3138-nucleotide messenger RNA. RefSeq names its product endo-beta-N-acetylglucosaminidase (gene ENGASE). Gene Ontology annotation, biological process: protein deglycosylation. Bases 1 to 2151 code for a protein of 716 amino acids. The record is from RefSeq and is a predicted model, not a curated record. The transcript is spliced from 14 exons. Gene Ontology annotation, molecular function: mannosyl-glycoprotein endo-beta-N-acetylglucosaminidase activity. Lineage: Eukaryota; Metazoa; Chordata; Testudines; Emydidae. Gene Ontology annotation, cellular component: cytoplasm.
AUGGACGGAGGGCGGCGGGAUGGAGCCGAGAGCCGGGAGAAGAGGGGGCCGGAGCCGGAGCCGGCGGCGAAGAGGAGUUUCCUGCCUGCCAUGGAGAGCCAAGGAACCACCAUCCUCCACAAGACAGUCAGCUAUGCCCCCCACCCCCUGCCAGCAAGGCAGUUUGAUCAGAACACCACGGAGCCCAUCAGCUUCUUCCUGUCCAGCCUGGAGGAGCUGCUGGCAUGGAAACCCACCAGUGACGAUGACUUCAACGUUGCCACGAUGCCACUGGCUAACCGGGAGCCUCCGCUCCACAGCAAGAGACCCCGCACGCUGGUGUGCCACGACAUGAAUUAUGGAUACCUGGAGGACAGGUUCAUCCAGGGCUCAGCUUCACGGGACCCCUACGUGUUCUACCACUGGCGGUACAUCGACAUCUUUGUCUACUUCAGCCACCACUCCGUGACCAUCCCCCCCGUCACCUGGACCAACGCCGCCCACAGGAACGGUGUCUCUGUGCUGGGGACGUUCAUCACGGAGCAGACAAGCGGGGGCCAGCUGUGUGAGGCCUUCCUCGCCGGGGAGGCAGCCGCGUACCACGCCGUGGCUGUGCAGCUGGGCCGCAUUGCCCAUUUCUACCGCUUUGACGGCUGGCUGGUCAACAUCGAGAACACCCUGAGCAAGGCAGCCGCACGGAACCUGCCCCUCUUCCUGCGGGACCUGCGGGAGCAGCUGCAUCGGGAUGUGCCCGGCGGGCUGGUGCUCUGGUACGACAGCGUCUUGCCGAGCGGGGAACUGAAGUGGCAGAACGAGCUGAAUGAGAAGAACAGGGUGUUUUUUGACGCCUGCGAUGGCUUGUUCACGAACUACAACUGGAAGGAGGAGCACCUGGAGCGCAUGGGGGCGCAGGCCGGGGAGCGCCUGGCUGACGUCUACGUGGGCAUCGACGUCUUUGCUCGCGGGGAGGUCGUAGGCGGCGGCUUUGAGACAGACAAGGCUCUGCGCCUGAUUCGCAAGCACGGCUUUUCCGCUGCCAUCUUCGCCCCCGGCUGGGUCUAUGAGCACCUGGGGAAGGAGAACUUCCUGCAGAACGAGAACAGGUUCUGGGGUUUGCUGGCGGAGCUGCUGCCCACUCACAGCAUCAGCACUCUGCCCUUCAGCACCUGCUUCUGCCUGGGCCUGGGCACGGGGAGAUUCUCGGCGGGGCAGGAGGAAGAAGUCGGGCCCUGGUACAACCUGAGUGCCCAGGAGAUCCAGCCCCUCUUCACAGAGCAGCAAGCGCCGGGAGGGGCAGGCAACUGGCUGCGCACGCGCUGCUCCCUGCAGGACGCCUGGAACGGGGGCAGCUGCCUGCUGAUCGAGGGGAUCAUCCCGCCUGAGGCGGGCCAUGUGGCUGUCCGCCUUUUCUCUUUCCAGCUGCCAGCUCCCCCCAAGCUCUUCCUGUCCCUGCUGUACAAACUGGAGGAGAAGCUGCCCGAGGUGGCGGUCGCACUGGAACUCACCACAUGGGACUCUGGCUCCUGCCGUGUUGGCCACAAAGCUGCCCUGCCGGGGCCGGCCACCCGACAUCAGCCCCACCCCCUCCCCACCCCGCCCCCCCAGCUCUCGGGGCUGCUCAGCGGCUGUGGACGGCAGAGCGCGGCAGGUUGGAUGAGGCGGUGCUACGAACUGGAGCUGCGGGACUGCACCCUACACGAGCUGUCGCUGAUCCUGUCACGCCACCAGCCAGGCCAGCAAGAACGGCGCUUCUCCUGCCGCCUUGGGGAGAUCCGGGUGCUGGAUGCUGACAGCCUGCGCUCCUCGCUGCCCCAAGGGCCCAGCCUCCAGGCCUCCCAGCUGCUGUGGCACAAGGGCCCUGGCCCGGACCAGCUCUCCCUCAGCCUCACCUUGCGCUGGUCCUACCCCCACAGCCAAGCCCGCUGCUUCCGGAUCCACUGCCAGGGCCGGGCAGGCCCUCGGGGCCGGGAGCUGCCCCAGCUCCUCGGGGUGGCACACGCCACCCUCUACCGGGUGGUGGGCUUGGCAGUGCCAAAGGCGCCCCCCAUGGAGUCCUGCCGCGUGGAGUUCUUCGUGGAGCCGGUGCUGAACGAAGGGGUUGCCGUGGAUCGGUCCAGGUGGGGGCGGCUGGUUCUGGUCUAUUCCGACCCAGCCAGCACCAGCACCUAUUAAAUGUUGCCUUUGGCACAGUGCCAGGGAUCUCGGCCUUCGAGCUGGGCAUUCUUGGGGGAGCGCAGGGCAGGAUGGAGGGGCUGCGGCAGAGCUGGGAGGUGCUCUGGACAAUAGCAGAGAUAGUAGCUUCUCCAAUGGCUCCUGGCCAGUCGCUGGCACCUUCUGCCCCGCACAGCCUGGGGCGAGCCACGGGGGGGCAGCAGAGUCCCACGCUGGCAGGCAAGAGCCGCUGGGGACCAGGGAGCUGGAGCUGCUGUGCAGCGGGGUGAGGGCCAUGGGCAGGGCCGGGCUGGAGCCGGGCACUGUCCUGCACUCACCUCUUGCUCCGUUAGCACUGCAGGGAUCCCCCCGUGGCCUGGCCUGGCCCUGUGCUGCAGCCUGACAGCCUGCAGCUUUUGACACCAGACCUGGGGCUCUCGCUGCACGGUGGCAAGCGGGUGCUCGUCCCACUCUGCCUGUGUGGGAGAGGGGGAGGGAGACUGCCCCCCAGCUGGUCAGGUGGCUACCAGCGCACGGCCCUGCAUGUAGAACACAUAGCAGCCAGGGCUGCUGCCCCACCUUCCUGCUCCUUUGCACCUCCGGGCCUGGUGGCUGUCUAGCGAGUCCUGGAAGAGCCUAGAGCCGGCAGUGGCUUUGGGUCCCUCAGCCCCACUCUUCAGUUCUCUGUGCUGCUGGCGGCUGGGCUCCAGGAAGGGCAUGGCCGAGCCUGCCGGGCAGGGCCGGCCCACAACAUUUUGGCACCUGAGGCGGGGAGCUCAAACGACGCCCCCAUGCGCCCUGGCUUGGGCCAAAACUUUGAAAGGUCUCAAUUCUGCCUUCUUCCUGUUCUACUCCUCUCAUGGUACUGCUCUGCUACCCACCCCAAUAAAGGAGAACUAACAACUUAAAAUGCCUUGUUCAAAAAUUGUAGGUAACUCUUAACUUUCAAACGCCUGAACAGCAAAUGUAACUUUUCUUGUCUGCAUAGUAAACACUGGCAUUUUUAUC